CGAGUCGACCACGUCGGCUCUUUGCUGUGCCCUCUUGAGCUGAUCGAAGCGCUAGUGCCUCUAACACGAUCUCAACUUGGCUCGGUUGAACCGCGUACCGACGAAGAGCUUUCCGAAUUGCCCAAGAUCACGGCCGACUCCAUACAAGCAGUUCUGACGAAGCAAAUUGAAGAGGGCGUCACAACGAUCAGCAGCGACGAAGAUGAACGAACGACACUCUUCGAUGGGAUGUUUGAAGCUUUGUCGCGCGUCGAGCAACGCCGUUUCUCCUGGGAUGCCUCUCACUCAGGUCUGCCCACUAAUCGACCUCUGAAGAAAUGCGCGUAUGUCGACGAUUGGCCAUUCCUUCGCUCGUGUCUUCCGGUGGAACGAUGGAAAGACCCCAAAAUGACGAUGCCUCCCCCGACAUGGGAGUUCAAUCAGCUCACCAAAGCUUACACAGCUGAUUCUGGCUAUGCCCCGGAUAAGGACCACCUCACUGACGUGGCGAAUGCUAUGAGAGGGGAGAUUCUGGACCUGUAUGAUAAUGGACUUCCGAAGGUCCAGAUUGGCGAUCCCAAUCUGGCGAGCUUCUGCGAUGAAUCUUGGACGAACAGCUUGCGGGACCGUAGAACUGACAUCGAGAAGUGGCUCGGAUUAAACGUUCAUCCCCACAACUGUCUGCUUCGAGAUCUGCCUGAAGACCUCAAAAUUGGCCUCCGUAUUUAUUGGUGCAGCUAUCCCAAAGGCUAUGAGAAGAUCGCAGCAAAGUUAUUCCGAGAGAUGGAAUACAAGAUAUUCUACCUUGGAUUCGACUCCCCACAUGGUGGAGACUUUGGGCUACCAAAGCAUAUUCCACCCAGCAAAGCUGUUGUGCUCGGCGUCGUUGGCACGAAGGAGGCUGACCUCGAGGACCUCUCUAGAACGAAGGAAAGGGUAUUGUCAGCGGUUGAAUUGAUUUGCUGA
Messenger RNA from Pseudocercospora fijiensis CIRAD86, 945 nucleotides. RefSeq lists its product as uncharacterized. The annotation marks the transcript as partial. The record is from RefSeq and is a predicted model, not a curated record. The transcript is spliced from 2 exons. Lineage: Eukaryota; Fungi; Ascomycota; Dothideomycetes; Mycosphaerellales; Mycosphaerellaceae.